AUGAAUUUCUUCAGCUCCGUCUUCUCCGCCCCUGCCGAGGAGGAUGGCGAGGAGCCGCAGCAGGAGGGCGAGCAAGAGCCGGCGGCCCAAGAGUCCAGCGGAGGGUGGAUUUUCGGCGGCCUGAUCGAUACGCUCAAGGAGGAGAUCGAGGAGCAGCGGAGAGUGAAUGAGUCGGCCGCCGCCGCGGAGGCGGAGGAGGCCCAGAGUGGGGCCGAGGGAGAGGCUGGCCCCGGCGGCGGGUGGAUCUUCGGCGGGCUGAUCAAGACGCUCGCGGAGGAGAUUGAGGCCCAGCGGAAAGAGCAGGAGGCCAUCUCAGCCGCAGCCGCCGCUGCGGAGGAGGAGGAGCUCGAGCGGGGAGCAGAGGCUGAUGCGGCGGCGGCAACGGCGGAUGAGGAGGGAGAAUCUUCUGGCGGCGGGUGGAGCUUUGGCGGCCUGAUCAAGACGCUCGCGGAGGAGAUUGAGGCGCAGCGCAAUGAGCAGGAGGAGGCUGCCGCUGCGGCGGGGGAGGACGGAGAGCGGGGAACCGAUGCCGAAGCGGCGGCGGCGGAUGGGGAGGAGGAGUGGGGCCAGGCUGGGGAAGGCUCAGACAGCGGGUGGAGCUUCGGGGGCCUGGUGAAGACGUUCGCGUCGCGGUCGGAGUCGGUGCUCGGAGGCUACCGCCGCGACCUCGAGGACCUCGGCUCGGGGCUCCGCCUCGAGACGGCCGCGCUCCGGGCCGCCGCCGCGCGCGCAGCCUCGGCGCUACCUGGCGCGCUGGAGGCCGGUGCGUCCGCCGCCUCCGACAGGCUCGAGUCCGUCGGUCAGACCGUCGACGACCUCGGUGCCGCCGCCGCUGGCCUCCUUUCGCAUGCCAACGAGGCACUCCGGUCCGCCGAAGCCGACGGUGACGAUGGUGACAGUGCCCCCCGCCCCUCCGACGCCUCUGCUUCCGGUGCCUCCUGGCGCGCCUCCUUACCGACGAAGAAGUAUACAAGGUUCGAGGCCCAGGUCUUGGCGCUGCGCGCUGACCCUGCCACGUUCACCGAGGAGCCCGAGGACUCUGAGGGCUUUGGUAGAUGGAGUGCCUCGUUCUCCAUUGACGAGGUGAAGGAACAGAUAGAGGCGGUGCUCCGAGAAAGCCCUGGAUUGGAGAGCUUUGUAGAGAGGCUUGUGCCGUCAGUUGUGGAUUAUGAGACAUUCUGGUCCCGGUAUUUCUUUGCAGUCGAUAAGCUCAAGCAGGCAGAGGAUGUCCGCACUAAACUCGUGAGCAGGGCCAUGUCGAAGGAGGAGGAUGAAGAACUCAGCUGGGAUGUCGAUGAUGAUGAUGUUGAAGAUGCCAAUACCAGUGAUCACAAAGAAGGCACAAACUCCAUGGUAGAUAAGAUAGAGGAGCAGGCAGCAGAGACUGUUAACUGUGAAACAGAGGGCAGUCAGAAACAAGAAGCAGCAGUUCGAAAUGACUCAGCAGAAGAUAAGGAGGUUGCUUUGGCUGCAGCCAAGGAUGGUAAUGGUGAAUCCAGUGUUGAAGCAUCGACACCACAGGCAAGCGAUGGGACGGUACGAGAAGAGAAGACUGAAGCUGGUGACUCAUCUAAGGGGGGUGAUUUCUCAGUGGUGCCACAAUCAUCAGUGCAGGAGGAAGAUCUUAGCUGGGAGGAGAUUGAGGACGUUGGCAAUCAAGAUGAGAAGAAUGGGGCUAGCCAACGGUCAAGCUCUGUCAGCAAAGCGGAGGAUCUCCGAAAACGUCUUAAUUCUGUGGAAGAUGAUGAGGACCUAAGUUGGGAUGUCGAUGAGUAG
Molecule: messenger RNA, 1776 nt
Organism: Miscanthus lutarioriparius
Lineage: Eukaryota; Viridiplantae; Streptophyta; Magnoliopsida; Poales; Poaceae
Source: the annotation of a GenBank genome assembly